Molecule: messenger RNA, 648 nt
Organism: Emiliania huxleyi CCMP1516
Lineage: Eukaryota; Haptophyta; Isochrysidales; Noelaerhabdaceae
Exons: 2
Coding region: 1-648 (215 amino acids)
Biological process (GO): translation
Cellular component (GO): ribosome; mitochondrial small ribosomal subunit
Molecular function (GO): structural constituent of ribosome
Source: RefSeq, a predicted model, not a curated record
AUGGCGACGCGCGCCUUCCUCGGGUACGAGCAGCGGGUGACCCACCCGGCCAACUACCGCUACCUCCUCGGCUUCCUCUCGGGCCACGCCAUCAUCGACCCCGAGAAGACGCUCCUCUCGCUGCGGCGCGUGCUCUCGCUCCUCAAGAAGAUCUCCUUCUCGGGCGGCAAGGUGCUGGUGGUGAGCACGCAGCCCAAGCUGGCGCGGCUGACGCGCGUCAUCGGCGAGCAGAGCGGCCACUUCUACCUCGCGCGCAAGUGGACGCCCGGCCUCCUCUCCAACUGGGAGCUCUCGCGCCGGCAGGUCCGCAAGGCGAUCGAGCUCGACGUGCAGCGCGCGCUCAACUUCAAGGGGAUCGAGCACAUGGCGCGCCCGCCCGACGCCAUCGUGUUGCUCGACUCGACCUCGCUUCACGGCGAACCAGCCGCCGCAAACAUCCCCGUGAUCGGCGUCGUCGACACGGACGGCCCCGCGCGCGACGUGGACUACCCGAUCCCGGCCAACGCGAACUCGGUGCGCUUCUACCACACGCUCGCCAACCUGCUCGUGCGCGCGCUCAAGGAGGGCGAGGCGCUGCGGGCGACGCUGGGAGAGUACACCUCGCCGGCCGAGGGCGAUCUCCCGGCGGCGGCGGGGCACCGGCGGUGA